This is a messenger RNA of Pangasianodon hypophthalmus (striped catfish), 1322 nucleotides long. Its product is annotated as gap junction epsilon-1 protein. Bases 316 to 927 code for a protein of 203 amino acids. The transcript has 4 exons. Lineage: Eukaryota; Metazoa; Chordata; Actinopteri; Siluriformes; Pangasiidae. The record is from RefSeq and is a predicted model, not a curated record. Gene Ontology annotation, biological process: cell communication. Gene Ontology annotation, cellular component: connexin complex.
GUACUUACCAGCAGCAGCAGUGAAGUAGACAGGAGAUGAGUGAAGGAAGGCUCUGAGCGCCUGCUCCUGCAAAGACAGCAGCUGUGAUGGGCAGACCUCAAAAUAAUCUGGUUGGGAUGCUUUCACAGUAUGAGCCUCUGCUCUGAACAGACAAUACCACCACCUGGAUAUCUGGAUAUCAGAUCACGGAUGAUCAUGCCUCAUGGAACCCUGAAUUUUUACUGAGCAACAUUGGUGCAUUGGGUUAAAAGAGCACACUGGGACACUUAUUUGCUCAAAAAAAUUCUCAGAUGGAUUAUGGGAAUCUAUAGCUGAAUGGAAAGGACAAGUAACACUCCACCAGGGCUGCUCCGGCCACCCACUGUGAUUGGUCAAUUCCACACCCUGUUCUUUGGAUCCGUGCGUAUGUUUUUCCUGGGGGUUCUGGGAUUUGCAGUCUACGGCAAUGAGGCUCUUCACUUUAGCUGUCUCCCUGACCGGAGGGACCUAAAUGUCUUCUGUUACAACCAGUUUCGACCAGUAACACCUCAGGUAUUCUGGGCCUUACAGCUUGUAACAGUCCUUGUACCAGGGGCUGUGUUCCAUCUUUAUGCAGCAUGUAAAAAUGUGGACCAGGAGGACAUCCUUGAGCAACCUAUCAACACAGUCUUUUAUAUAAUCUCUGUGCUUUUGAGGAUGAUCCUGGAGGUGGCAGCAUUUUGGUUGCAGAGCCAUCUCUUUGGAUUUCUAGUUCAACCCGUGUUCAUGUGUGAUGCCAGCUCACUGGAAAAGGCCUUUAACUUCACCAAGUGUAUGGUUCCAGAGUACUUUGAAAAGACGAUCUUCCUCAGUGCAAUGUACGUAUUCACCAUCAUCACUGUGCUUUUGUGUAUUGCUGAGAUUUUUGAAAUUCUUCGCAGAAGGGUGUGUUAUUUGGGCACACAAUGACAGCUUUAUAAUUUCUUGUAAGUGUUCAUGCAAAACGUCUUUGAAAAAUUUGUUUUUCAUAUUUUAAUGAUUUUUAAACAUCCAUCCAACAGCUGUUUUAUAAUGUGCCUUUUAAAAUAUUAGGCAGUUAAUCUCAGGUAGAAUGGAAUAUGACUGAAAUGUACUUAACAAGGGUCUACAAUUGAAGUUACACAAUACUAAUACAUUUUAAACUAUGUUCUCAUGUAGGUUUUUCUCCACAUUCUCUUGUACUGACAGAAUCACAUAGAAGUAUAUCCUUGUCCUUUCUGACCUACAUAUAAAUGUAUGGAAGUAUACAAGUGAUUUUUAUAGUUUGAUAAAUAUUAUACAAUAAAGCAUUUUAGCCAGCAAAGAACACAAAACAGUAUGUUUAC